AUGGAGGCGACUCACGAAGUUAUCUGUGGCCUCGAUGCACCGUGUCAUGCCUUUUCUGCCAAGCAGUCUUCGGCUGCCCCAACUUGGACGCCUAAGAAUGGUAGGCAGAAGAAGAAGACUUCAGGGGCAUCGCUGAGCGGCGUCGAUGUGGCCAAAGAGGUGGACUUCCCCAGCUGGUACCAGCAAGUGCUUCUGAAAGGAGAGAUGAUUGAUUAUUAUGAUAUCUCCGGUUGUUAUAUCUUGCGCCCCGGCUCUUGGGAGAUCUGGGAGAUACUGCACGAAUGGUUCAACCGCGAGAUUCGAAAGAUGGGAGUUCGGAACUGCAGCUUUCCUCUUUUCGUGACGGAGGAUAUGUUGAACAAGGAACAGAAUCACAUUGACGGGUUUUCUGCGGAGGUGGCCUGGGUCACUCAAUCCGGUAGUAGCAAGCUCGACAAGAAGAUCGCAAUUCGCCCGACAUCCGAGACUAUCAUUUAUCCCUACCUGGCCAGCUGGAUCAAGAGCUGGCGUGAGCUGCCCCUUCGCUUGAAUCAAUGGAACUCCGUGGUGCGGUGGGAGUUCAAGAAUCCCCAGCCAUUCUUGCGAUCACGGGAGUUCUACUGGCAGGAGGGUCACACUUCUCACCUUAGCUGCCAGGGUGCCGAUCAGGAGGUGCUCCAGAUUCUCGAUCUCUACAGUUGCCUUUACCACGACUUCCUCGCUAUCCCCGUUGUGCCCGGUCGCAAAACGGAGAAAGAGAAAUUUGCUGGUGCGGACUACACAACCACGGUGGAAGCGUAUAUUCCUGCUACCGGCCGCGCAAUACAGGGGGCUACAUCUCAUGGCCUUGGUCAGAAUUUUAGCAAAAUGUUCAAUAUCACGGUUGAGGCUCCGUGUGAAGGCCAGUCGGAAGAACGGACCAAAAAGACAUUCCUCUGGCAGAAUUCCUGGGCUUAUUCCACUCGAGUUCUCGGAGUCAUGGUCAUGGUCCACGGUGAUGACAAGGGGUUGGUCAUCCCCCCGCGUGUUGCUCCUGCUCAAGUCAUCUUGGUGCCGGUCGGUAUAACGGCCAGCACGACCGAAGAUGUUAAGCAGAGUCUCGUUGAGGCCAUGGCUGAUACUCGGGAAACACUGCAAGAUGCAGAUAUCCGUGUCGAGAGCGACCUGCGAGAAGAAUAUUCGCCUGGCUGGAAGUUCAAUCAUUGGGAACUGAAGGGUGUUCCCCUUCGACUUGAAAUCGGCCCAAAAGAACUUCAGACCGGAUGCGCAUCUUAUGCACGACGUGACAACGGCGAUAAGGGGUCAAUUUCCUUUGCCAGUCUCGCUGCCCAAGUGGCAGAGCAGCUUGCAUCCAUUCAGUCCGACAUGUACACACGCGCGCUCGAAAAAUUCCGCGACAAUCUCAAGAUAAUCACCAACUGGGCCGAUUUCACACCCGCGAUCAAUUGUAAGCACUUGUGUCUUGUCCCAUUUUGUCUGAAGGAAGACUGUGAGGACAAAAUCAAAAAGAUGAGCGAGGGCACUUUGGAUCCCGGCUCCGAACAUGAUGCAAGGGCCCCCAGUAUGGGAGCAAAGAGCUUGUGUAUCCCCUUUCAACAACCAAGCGACUUGAAGGGUACAAAUACUGCAUGUCUGAGAGAGGGUUGUGAGCGAAUGGCAGAAAAAUGGUGCAUGUUUGGAAGGUCCUACUAA
This is a messenger RNA of Penicillium daleae, 1671 nucleotides long. Its product is annotated as prolyl-tRNA synthetase. The transcript is spliced from 2 exons. Gene Ontology annotation, molecular function: ATP binding; proline-tRNA ligase activity. Gene Ontology annotation, biological process: prolyl-tRNA aminoacylation. The record is from RefSeq and is a predicted model, not a curated record. Gene Ontology annotation, cellular component: cytoplasm; aminoacyl-tRNA synthetase multienzyme complex. Lineage: Eukaryota; Fungi; Ascomycota; Eurotiomycetes; Eurotiales; Aspergillaceae. Bases 1 to 1671 code for a protein of 556 amino acids.